UAUGUAUUUAUAUGAGAUUGACAGAAAUACACCGCCUAUUCUGUAAUGAACUAAUCCAAUGACCCAACCCAGGUCAGUCAGCAUUCAAGAUGGCGGAAAAAUCGUAGGCUGGAAAAUUUUCUGAUGUUUCUCCUACAACUAUUCUGUUUUAACGGACAAAACAACGACUUUUAAGGAUAGAAAAUGGGAAACAACGUCAGCCAAAGCGACAGCGACGACGACUUUCUCUCGGACGAGCCCUCUGAUGGCGAGGAGGCGCACGAUCCGGCCCAAACCAGGGGCGGGAAGAAGAGUUUCGAUCUGGACUUGCUGUUCGAUCACGGGAAGCUUCGCGAUGCCGCCUCGAAGAUCAAGGACGGGCUGCCGGAGAACGUUCUUCAGCAGCACCAGGGGCACCUCAUCCGCUGGCUGGAGGACAGGAGCGCGAGGAACGAGGAGACCGUGUCGCUGUCUCAGUUCUGUGACGUGCUGAUGAACCGGGGAGUGGGCAGGGAGGAGAGCGAACAGGCGUUUGUCCAGUUUGACACAGAAGGAGAUGGCACCACGGAGGUUCAGGCCAUGCUGGAGACGCUGAAGUCCUCCAACGGUGCUGACCUGCAAGGGGAGCUGAACUACGUGGUGCGCACGCUGCAGUCCUGUAUCCUCACCCCGGGCUUCGUGGAUGUGUUUGCAUCAGACAGACAUAACGUGUCCCAGCACGGUAAGCGGAUGCUGAACUUCCUCCUGAGGAACCGCACCCCGAGCUCCGCCCUCCCCUUCUCCAUCCUGGACGGGUUUAACAACACCUCCGCCAUGAGGAUGGCGGUCCUGAGGGACCAUCUGCACAGGCUGAAGGAUGCCAUAUCUGAGUCAGAUGAGACCAUAUCCAUGAGCCCCACCCAGGAGCAGAGGGUCAUCUCCAAGUGUUACAAGGGCAUCGAUGUCUCCACCAACAAGGCUGACGUCCACCGCAUGACUGACGGCGACAUGUCCACCUACUGGCAGUCUGACGGAACUUCACGGUCACACUGGGUGCGAAUCCACAUGAAGCCGAACGUGGUGCUGAAGCAGUUAGCGAUCCACGUGCAGUCGUCAGACCAGAGCUACAUGCCGCAGACUGUCACUGUGUCUGUGGGGAAGAGUCCAACAUCCUUACAUGAGAUUAAAGAGGUGCGAAUCCCCAGCCAUGUUACCGGAGAUGUCACCCUGCUGGAGAACGCCAGGAUGCACUACCCAGUGGUCCAGAUCAACAUCCGACGUUGCCAUAGUGACGGCUGUGACACCCGCAUACAUGGUCUCAAGACUCUUGGAUACAAGAUGUCUGAAGACAGAGGCGUGAGCAUCGCUGACGCCUCGGCUGUGUGGUACCUGUCAGUGCUGGCCUCCACAGCUACAGCUUCCAUCCCCACCAACCCUGCCCUGGCCCAGACCAUUCUGAUCCACACCAGGGAAGCUCUGCGCCACAUGCCUCCCCUGUCCCUCCUCCCCGGCUCCAAGGCCUGCCCAGCGUUCCUUAGCCCCGGUUUACUUGACGAGAUAGAGCGCUUCCUGAAGACAAUCGUGGUAACAGAGGAAGGGAAAGUGCAGAGUGCAGAUGGUCUGUUGGUACUGAUGUCCCUGUCGCUGGCCCGUGGCCGGCUGGUCAGUGUCCUGGAGACGCUGUCCCUCCUGGCUGAUAACCAAGACAUGGAGAUGCAGGCCGUUCCGCUCCUCAAGGCCAUGCACAAGGUCACCGAGAACUUCUGGAGGAAGUAUGGCUACCCCUUACAGUUGUCCCUUACUGGCUGUGAUGGCGGGCAGAAGGACAACAACUGCCCACCCUCCAUCGUCCUGACCUCCGAUUGGUCCACAGAAACUUACUACACAGCCAUGGGCAAGAAGACAGUCAACUUCUUCUUCAAAACCGAGGGUGAAACUGCUGUCCAGCUCACCAGGGUUCGCAUCAAGGUCCCCAAGGGUGGAACUGGGGCAAAAUCAGGGAUGCUGUUCCUGUACAAUGCUGCCGCUGACUUUGACAUUGAGACGCAUUCCCGAAGGUUCAAGGAAUAUGACACGAUGACGUCAUCGCAGUACGACGUCAUGAACAAGAUGCGAAGCGUGGGAGUGGGAAAGGCGGAGGAGACGCCGAUCGCUUUCUUCACGCUGGAGGAAGACUGGGACGAAGUCGACGUCAACAUGGACGUGUGCACCCGGGGAACAUUCAUCCUCCUGAAAAUCACAGGCCCGCGAUCGGACAGCGCGGAGCGCGUGGGCUUAAUGGGUGUGAAAUUCUACGGUUUCCAGCGACCUCACUCCGCCAACGCGGCCGAGGACAUCGGCAUCAACCAGUCCAGUCGUAUAACCGUGGACGACACCAACCCGAUCGAUGCCGUGACCGUUUUCAUCCGCAUGCUGUCGUUCCUGGUUGACAUGACGCGGGACGCUCCGGCAAAGAAGGACGGUUUUCGAUCGUCGAAGCUCCAGACCAUUGACAUGACUGGGGUGUCCAUAGAGAUGCUGUGGAAGCUGUACUGCCACAUCCCUGGGAAGGACAAGAUCUGGGGAGAGAGGAUCGCGAAAGUAAAGCUCCUCCAGCUGCUGAAGUGCUGUUUCCCAUUCCUGGCAGCCACAGCAGCAGCCUGUAAGGAGAAGGAGAAGAAGGAAGCCAAACAGAUAAUGUUACGAUGGCCACUGCUACCUCCCCACAUGCUCUUAACUGAGGUCCUCAGGCGCAAAGACAGCUCAGGUGAGAUUGCGGCAGGUGCCAUGUUUACACACCUGUGUGAUGUGGUGGACAGCGCUGAGAAACACCUGAAGCCCAUCAAGGUGGUAGCCGAGCAGGUCAUCUUAGACGGAGCGUCGGUGUUCUUCCCCGACAAGAACGCCCGCCGUAAACAGCUGUUCCAGAUGAUGGAGACCAUCUCCAGUCAGGAGCAGCCGGCUUCCGCCGUGCUGACGUUUCAGUCGCUCUGCCAGUUCUUCAGCAGUGUGGACCCCAGCGGGCUACUGGCGCUGCCCACUGCAGACUCAAAGGAGGACUUCAAAGUCGAUCAGGCACUUGCCGUGAUGGACACCCUCCUGUCCGUGGCCCACCGGGAAUGCUCAUCGACGCUGGCUGGAGAGAGGGGCUCCGACGGUCGCGCGUCGUUCCUCGUGCGUCUGCUGUGCUCGUUGCAGGGCAGCCUGGCCACCUGGUGCUGCAAGCAGAUGGAGGGAGAGGAUGGCAAGGUCCCGCCCGCACAGGAGUCUGUGGGGCUGGCAACUACACUGCUGCAGAAAUACACAUUCCUGCUGAGUCGCCACUGCACAGAGCUGCUGGGGAAUCUUGUAGAGAUGGGACAGAAGGCUGAAGCUGCGCUGGCCAACCUGCAGCACUCCUUCAUAGCCACAGCACUGCCACAGAUGAUUGUGUGGCUGAUGCUGCUGUGUGAGAAGCCCAUCCCCCACGUCUCCACCAUGCACACACUACAGCCUGUAGCUGCAGAGCUGCACAGACUGGCCAAGAACCUCGCAAACACCUUCUACAAGCUUGACAGUGAGCAGUGGUCGUCCAUCGGGAAUGACCAGGUGGUGUUGAGGACCUGGCACGUGGAGUCUCCACACAACUAUGAGAACAACCAGCACUCCACUCAGAUCUUCACAUGUCCCGGGGCCACGCACUUCGUGGUGGAGUUUGAUCAGAGGAGUGAGACAGAGAAGAGGUAUGACUACCUGGAGUUCACAGACGCCCGAGGUGUGCGCACCCGCUAUGACCAGAAGGUCGGGACAGAGAAAUGGCCGCUGAAGGUCACGUUCCGCGGGAGUCACCGGCUGCAGUUCCUCUUUCACUCCGACAGCAGCAAUAAUGAGUGGGGGUACAAGUUCAAGGUGACGGCGCGCGGAUCGCCUGACGUGCCGCUGCCGUGGCUGUUUGACCUUCAGCUGGGGCUGAGUCGGCUGGUGGGGAGACUGUGUGGGACAGCACUGGGGAAGGCACAGGUUGUAGACAAGGACAGCAAAGAGGAAGAGAACCUUCUGCAACGUAAUGAGUUGUGGGGCACCCUGUUCAGGGGAGGAUACCUGGUGGGGAGGCUGACCCGGUCUCUGUCCGGCCUCCACACCUCGCAGCCAGCCACCACGGACGUCCACUCCUUCCUGUUAAACAUGGCCGAGGGCAACGUGGACGCUCCUGCAGCAAGACAACUACUGACAAAAUGCCAAGAGGCCUGCCCUAACCCUCGGCUGGGUGGAGACCUGCUGGACCGUACCAUUGCUGCUAUAUUCGGCGCCCUCUUGUGGCACACACAAGAACUGCGGGAGGAGGUGGAGCAGCACAUGGGGAAGGAGGGGACGCCUGUACCUGAUGGUGUCACACAGGCCUAUAUGGCAGCAGAGAGCUUGCGACCGUACCUCCUGGAUCAGCGUCAGAAGCUCAUUGUGUCAUCCGACUCAGAAAAGGCAGAAGACAAGAAGGACGAGAACAAAGCACCGCCCAAACUCUUUGCCACCCCAGACAACCUGAUUUUAGCCUGUAAAGACAAGGCACUGUUUCUACUGCAGUUCUCUGGCCUGGCCAGGUAUGGCAUGUCCGGGAGAGUGGAGUCCCAGACGGACCUGCGACCCAAGAUGCAGCGGUCCCUGAGCAGGAAGCUGAGUCGGCAGGUUUCUGUGGACAGGGCCAACAGGAAACAGUUCCAUGCUGUUGUGCUCCACCCUCCCAACCCUGCCCAAGGACUGGGGACCACCUAUGGUCUGCAGCAGGACAGUUACAUCGGCCGUGAGGCAGAGGAUCAGUACGCCUCCUUCAAACUGGUGCUGGACUUCAUGCGAGACGUGAGCAUCACCAAAGACAAGGUGGAGCGGCUGCUGCAGGAAAGGCUGCAGAAAGCUCAAACUGUCGCAGACGCCUACAAGUUUGCUGCCGAGUACUUAAAGACAAUGGCUGAGCCUAAAGACUUCCAGGUGCCAGUGGUGCUGUUCCUUCAGGAGCUCCUGUGCUCCCAGCAACAGUUCCCCCCACACUAUGCCAGCGGCAUGGAGGGCUGUGGGCUCGACCUGGAAGCUCAGGUUCGCACAUCAUACUACACCCUGGUCCGACGACUCGUCAACGUUGUCAAUACCUUCCCACAAGGCAAUGGGGCACAGCACCUGAAUGCAACCUAUGACCUGCUCCAGGCCAGUCUAGUGCAUUUCCUGGACAUUGAUUGGCAGCCGUACGACCUCGGGUUUGUGCAGGAGAUCGGGUUACCUGCCAUGCUGCUGCAGAUGGCGAAGAGCAGUAUCAGUUUACAUGAUGUCAGCACCAGCCAGCAGGACGAGGAGAAGGAGGACAAGCAGUACCAGGACUGCAUGAAAUGGUUCAACGACUGUAAGAACAACUACACCCCUUGGUACACCAUGAUCAACAAUGCGUCUGACCAGGAGGAGAAGCGGGCGAUGCACAUGUUCGUGGCGAGGUUCUGCGACCUGCUGGACGUGGAGAUCCGCUGCGACGGGUGCGAAAAGGUGUUGCCGGGGCAACGGUACCGCUGUCUGCAGUGCGCCGACAUGGACCUGUGCAACACAUGCUUCCUGGAUGGUGCAAAGCCGGAGGGCCACGAGGAUGACCAUGACCUUGUGCACCUGCAGUUCAAGUGCGACCAGUGCCAGGCCUUCAUCGUGGGAACACGCAUCCACUGUAACACCUGCGAGGACUUCGACCUCUGUCUGGGCUGCAGCAGGGCAAGGGACUACCCUGAAUGCCACAAGGAGAACCAUGAUGUCACGACCUACCAUCUGAAGACCAUCAGCAGUAACAACCCCUCCACCGGCCAGCACAUCAAGACUUACAUCCACAACCACGGCUGGCUGCUCCUCUCUUCCCUGGCCCUCUCCCUCUCCAAGGAUCUGCACAACAACAACCUGGAGGGCCAGUACCUGGCAAACGCACAGCAUCUUCUGAAGGACUGUGUGGAGCUGAUAACGCAGUGUCUCAAACAUAUCGUACCAGAGGGAAAGUCAAUACCAACCAGGUCCCAGUCUAUGGCAGCGUUGUCUCCAAGCGGGGGGCCAGCCAGCCCAGGUUUUCAUCCCGUGCUCAAGAGCAUCUCCUUCCCAGGAUUCCCAACUGUUGGCAAGGGUGGCAUGGAAGGAUCGAAAUCCAAGACUUCCCAAGAUGAUUCAAAAAGGAAAGAAGGAAAGAGUGAUGAGAAAGGAGCUACCGCUGUGGCUACAAAGAAAGGAGAAGAUAGUGGUGGUGCUAAGAAGGAAGAUGUAGCAGCUGCAAAGGGUGAGGAGAAAGAAACAGCAAAAAUCAUGACCACAUCUGAUGAGAAAGCUAAAGAUUCCACAGAGAAGAAAGAUGAAACAAAGGUAGAAGUUUCAUCAGAAGACAAGAAGGAAAAGACAGAAGGAGCUGAGAAGACAGAAGAAACAUCGCCCAAGGGCAAGGAGAGUAAAGACGGUUGGUCACUGGACAAGGCUUUUGCGGAGUGCUCCCAAGAGAGGAUUCUAGGAUUGCUGGCGGCCAUGUUGCCUGAACCUGGAAAGGGUCCUGACUGUGCCAUGGAUGUGUUUAACAUCUCCAAGCUGCUGCCGCUGCUGUUUGACAUUGUGAAGGGAGGUGCAGGGUACAACAUCAACACUCAGCACCUGGCUCUGGGUCUCCUGCAGAAGUUCCUCAGGAGGAUCAACCCUAACGCCUCGGAUACUGCGAUCGUGGUGUGUUUUGCUUGGCCGUCCAUCACUGCGGACUUCCUGACUGGACAGACCACCGUCGACUUCCUCUUCUCGCUGGGCGCCUCGUGUCUUGAGUGGCGCGGGCUGGACUGGGUGGCACCGCUUGCUACAGCACUUCAGUCUCUGUGCCAGACCAAACAGUGGCGUCCCCUGUUAAACACACGCUUCAGUAAGAGUCUGGAGAGCCUGCCCACAGACCUGUCCCUGUCCCACGUGUUUGCGCUGUUCGUCAUGGCGGGGUUUCCGGAGGUGCUGUGUCCGGGCUCGCAGGCUCUGCUGCAGGACAACGGUGGGGACAUCAAACCUGUCGUGGUCGUCAAGCAUUUCUCAGAGAAGGGUGAGGUCAUGGUCAUGGACGUAAGGUCGCGGAGACGGAAGACAGUGAAGGACUACCAGCUGGACCACCAGGUGCAGCAGGAGCCUGUACUUGACGGGGAACGUUUCGGGAAGCUGCUGACGAUCCUGUCUGGCGUGAGCCGCGAGGUUAACGAGUCGCGGGAGGAUCGCAACAGGGUGGAGCGGGUGUGGGUGCUGGCGCUCACGCUCAAGGCUGUGCUGCUCUGUAUCAAGAACGACAAGACUGGGAGGUGUACCCGAGACUUGGUGGAGGCGGGUCUGUGCCCCGCCCUGGUGCAGCUGGCCAGUAAAGGCACCGGCUUCAGCCGACAGUGGCUGCUCAAGGACCUGGAGGUGCUGGGGGUCACGCUGUACCGGCCAGAGAAACCUAACACUGACGAGAAGGUUUGUAAAAUCUCUUGUGAUUCGCGAAGCUCUGUCAUACUACCAUAUAUUCUGUCCAAAAAGGAGGCUUCCGAGACGUCUUCCGAGUCCGAUGCCGCCCCCACCUCAAAGGAAGUGACCCCUGACAUGCCGGUCGCCCAGGGGCUGGACCCGUGCGAGGGACUCGAUGAAGCAACGAAGAUCUGCUUCCAGAUUACCCACGAGGCACUGGGAGCUCCAAUGGCGAUCCUGAGGGCGAUCUACGAGCUGCACGGGAAACAAACCAACGACCUUCUGGACGAGGUGCAGAAGUGUUUCGACGGCGACGCUUUCCAUGCGUCCGAGGAAGUACGCAAGAUGGCGGCAAAAUGGCAAGUGCCAUCGGAGGAGCCGAAGGUUGAGCACACACCUGAGGAUUUCGAGAGCCGUGCGACGGACGUUGGCGUGAUCCCCUUCAUCCCCCUCCCCAUGAAACCCUCGGCACACCUGGUCGCCGUGGAGGAACCAUCCACCUGCGGGGAGAAACUCAUCAAGACGUCUGAGGCAGAACUCAGGGACAGUUACGAGAAGCAGCAGAGAUCUAAGAGCUCAGCCCUGCUGAAGAAGGAGGUACAGACACAUGGGAAGGCAGCCUCAAGGAAAUACCUGUAUCAGGUGAACAUGGCAGUGGCCACCCUGUACGCGCGGCACGUGCUGUGCUCGGUGCUGGCCAACUGGCCGGAGAGCAGCACCAUUAAGAGCGAGACGCUGGGCUUCCCGCCCGGGCUGGAGACGCACCUCGCCAGCCUGCUGGACCUCCUGCAGAGGGUCGUAGAAAAGGAUGACUUCCAGCAGGUUGUGGAGAACGUGGUGACACACUGCGGCUCGGAGAUGCUAGCCGUGUUCGCUAAGGCCACCUGUCAGUUCAUGGAGGAGACCAACCUGGCCACGGAGACGAAAGAGUCGUCACACCCGUACAAGUCUAACACUGAGAUCACUGACAAGGUGCACAUCCCCAAUGCCGUGUUCCUGUCGGUGAGGUUUGACCCCCAGUGCCACACAGAAGAGGACUGUGAUGAGCUGGCCAUGUCAUCAAGCAAGGACCUCAAACAGGACCGCCAUGUUUUCAGCGGGCCCCACAACAAGUGGGCAGGGUUUGACAUCCCGGGAGACACGCUGCACUACAAGUUUGAAGGGCACACCUCCAACCUCUGGGGAUUCAGGUUUACUGUGACUGGAGGCAGGAGCGGAAGGUUCAACACAGGUUACGUCAUCCUCAACACCCUGCUGUCUAAAUCAGCCGUCUUCUCUCACCUGCCAAUCAAACUGCUGUGGGAGUGGCUUGUACAGGUUGCCUGCAGGCAGACCAGCCAGCAGAGGUUAAAGGUCGUGGAGCUGCUCCUGCGCAUCCUGACGGCCUGCUCGCUGCGUUCCUAUGGCAACGCCCCGCCCGACCAGGACAUUGACCUGAGCCUGCUGAAGCCACUGUGGAAGCUGUACAGCACGAUGCCUGACAACACAGACUCCUCUGCCACCAUCCUGCCUCCACUGCAGAGGGCACUCACAGAGCUAUUUAUCCUGGCGGAAGACCUGGCUAUGGAGUGGGGCAUCGAGGACAACUACCUGUUACAGGUGAUGAAUGAAGAUGCCUUCCGUAAGAGCGCUGCCCAGGGCCUCAGGAACAUUGCUGCCAUCAGUCUGGCUAUAAAGUACAAGAACAAGGCUACCGAGGCUUUAGAACAGGCCUCUUUGCCACCAAAGGCACCGUGACGCUGUGGGAUUCAAACCCUGUACCCCUCUACCUACAAUGUAACUCCGAAGGCAUUCAAACAUAUUACUACAGAAUCAAGGCAACAUAUAAAUAUAUCAAGGACUGUUUUGCUAUUAGAAAGAAUACUGAAGCUAAUGAUUAGAAUACUUCAUUGUGAUACUAUAUGAAUGAAUUAUAUAUAUGUUAGCCCUUAUUGUUAUAAUAACUAGGAUGUUAAGCUUUAUCCUAUACCUCUAUUUUGAACCUUAUGUGAUAGCUGUUGCCAUACUUUGUACCAUGUACAAUUGUCGUGCAAUAAAGUUCUUCUUCUUUAUAAUUAUAGAACUCUAUAAAUUUGAGGUUGGGAUGUAGAUAGAU
Branchiostoma floridae (Florida lancelet) is the source of this 9481-nucleotide messenger RNA. Its product is annotated as zinc finger ZZ-type and EF-hand domain-containing protein 1-like. Gene Ontology annotation, molecular function: zinc ion binding. The transcript is spliced from 49 exons. The record is from RefSeq and is a predicted model, not a curated record. NCBI's taxonomy places the organism in Eukaryota, Metazoa, Chordata, Leptocardii, Amphioxiformes, Branchiostomatidae. The coding region runs from base 184 to 9123 and encodes 2979 amino acids.